AUGGAUGCGCCACACAGAACCACAGGAACACUAGAGAGCAAAGAAUUUGAUAUUGCCGAAGGAGAAAGCUCUUCAAGCUCACCUCCACUGAGUGGGGGCCCAUCAAUCUCCCACGUCGAAGCUGCCUGGCGUCCGCAUGCCGAACAUGAUCCGUCUAUCGACGAUGGGUUCGCCGAGGAGCAGUGCGAGGAGGAUUACAAGCACCAGUCCAACCUCUGGUGGAGCAGGAUGCGACAUCACGUUCGGGACCCAGCUGCGGAGUUUCUGGGAACGUUCACCAUGAUCGUCUUUGGUGAUGGAUCUGUGGCGCAGGUUGUGCUGAGCCAGAAUCCAAAUCUUCCUCUCUCGGCACAAAACAAGGGAGAGUAUCAAUCAAUUUCUUGGGGCUGGGGUUUGGGGGUUAUGCUGGGCAUCUACGUUGCUGGCUGUUCUGGCGGUCACCUCAACCCUGCCAUAACUUUCGUCAACUGUGUGUUUCGUGGCUUUCCAUGGAGAAAACUGCCAGCAUAUGCAUUUGCACAGGUGGCUGGCUGCUUCUGUGGUGCGGCUGUCAUCUACGGGAACUACAAAUCUGCUAUCGAUCAGUACGAGGGUGGCACCAACAUCAGAACAGUACCAGGAUAUUCAGACACCGCAACCGCUGGAGUCUUUUGCACCUACCCCCAACCCUUUCUCACCACGACAGGAAUGUUCUUCUCAGAGUUCAUUGCAAGCGCCAUGCUGGUCCUGGUGAUCUUCGCCCUGAAGGACGACGCCAAUCUAGGUGCUGGAAAUCUCGUCCCUUUGGGUCUCUUCUUCUUGGUCUUUGGCCUUGGUGCUACCCUCGGCUGGGAGACAGGUUAUGCUAUCAAUCUUGCGCGAGAUUUCGGACCACGUUUAUUUACUUAUUUUGUUGGCUAUGGACACGAGGUAUGGUCGGCUGGAAAUUAUUACUUCUGGAUACCCAUGGUUGCACCGUUUUUGGGAUGUACUUUUGGUGGGUUCCUGUACGAUACUUUGAUUUAUACUGGCCACAGUCCAAUCAACACUCCAUGGAUGGGAUGGAAAAGAAUCAUUCGGCCGGGCAGGAAGAAGAUUCGAAAGCCCUCGAAGAGGCAAUCGGACACCAACAAUCAGGUUGGGAUGGUUUCACAGAAGGUAUGA
This is a messenger RNA of Endocarpon pusillum Z07020, 1143 nucleotides long. RefSeq lists its product as uncharacterized. NCBI's taxonomy places the organism in Eukaryota, Fungi, Ascomycota, Eurotiomycetes, Verrucariales, Verrucariaceae. The record is from RefSeq and is a predicted model, not a curated record. Gene Ontology annotation, biological process: glycerol transmembrane transport; water transport. The transcript has 4 exons. Gene Ontology annotation, molecular function: glycerol channel activity; water channel activity. Gene Ontology annotation, cellular component: plasma membrane. Bases 1 to 1143 code for a protein of 380 amino acids.